Molecule: messenger RNA, 1494 nt
Organism: Lactuca sativa (garden lettuce)
Lineage: Eukaryota; Viridiplantae; Streptophyta; Magnoliopsida; Asterales; Asteraceae
Product: protein FAR-RED IMPAIRED RESPONSE 1-like
Molecular function (GO): zinc ion binding
Source: RefSeq, a predicted model, not a curated record
AUGGCUCAUAAGUUGAGGGCAAGUUUGAGAGGAGGGUAUGAGUUUGUAAAGCCAAAAGUAGUUGACUAUAAAAAUUUAAGGAGAGAUAUCAACAGGGUUAUUGGUUAUAAAGAUGCCCAGAUGAUAGUAAACACAAUGAAUGACCGUCGAGCUCAUUAUCCAAAUUACUCAUUUGAGUUUAAUUGUCAAGAUGAUGUUUUGGACUGUAUGUUUUGGGCUGAUGAAAUGGAGAAGGCAUAUUAUGCUGAAUUUGGUGAUGUUAUCUCAUUUGAUGUGACUUUCCGAACAAACAAGUAUCGAAUGGUUUUUGUUCCGUUUACUGCUAUUGACUAUCAUAAAAAAUCGGUUACUGUUGGAUCUGGGUUGCUAAGCAAUGAAAGCAUUGAGUCUUACUCUUGGUUGCUUAAAUCAUUUCUUAAAACUCAUGGGAAAGAACCAACACUUGUUUUAACCGAUCAAGAUGCUGCAAUAAAACAAGCUGUUGAGAAUAUAUCAGAUGAUUUAUUUAAUAACACAGACUUUAGAAAAAGGUUUUCAAAGCUUGUUUGGGACACUAAUAUGAAACCUGAUGUUUUUGAGGUGAAGUGGGGUUUACUUAUGAAGGAAUUCAAUCUUGAAGACACAAGAUGGUUUAAAGACAUGUUUACAAUUCGUGAUUCAUGGAUACCUGGAUAUUUUAGUGAUAUUCCAAUGUGUGGUUUGAUGAAGACUACAUCGAGGUCAGAGAGUAUGAAUUCAUUCUUUAAUACAUACUCAGAAAGUGGGAACUUACUUUUGUGUUUCAUGAUGAAUUACGACACUGUCAUUCAAAAGCAAAGGAAUACUCAACGAGAUCUUGAUAAGGCAUCAAAGAAAGCAUCAUAUAAAAUGCAAACACCUCGAGAAAUAGAACUACAAGCAUCAAAGAUGGUCGGGAAGUUUACAUUGUGCAACACAACAACAGUUGAAAUAAAAGCUGAAGAAAAAGAAAUAAAUUGCAAUUGUGAGCAUUUUAAGCGUAGGGGUGUUUUAUGCAGACAUGCUUAUACAAUAAUGAUGAGAUGUGGUGUUAAAGAAAUUCCUGAAAGGUACAUUUUGAAGAGAUGGAGAAAGGAUGUGAUAUCAAGAAAUUAUUGUUUUAGUUCUGUUCGAUCCGAUUCAGGUGAUUGUGAGAAUGUAAAGUUAGUCAAUGAUUCAUAUUAUAGUUUUGAAUCAUGUUUAGAUAUUGUAAGAGAUGACAAAAAGAGAUUGGAUUUGUUUGCUGAGAAGCAACAAAUGUUGUUGAAGGAAUUUGAAAGUGAUUAUAUUUCUCCUGGAUUGAAAAGCAAGACAGAUGGUGAAGUUGUAUGCAAGCUUUUGGGUGUUACUAUUCCUAUUCCAGAAGAGAUUAAUAUUCAUGUUCCUAAAGUUCAAAGCAAUAAAGGUUCUGGAAUCAAGAAAAGAAUUCCAUGUACAGGUGAAGUAGCAUAUGAAAAUUCUAAAAAAGAACAUAGAAUGUGUUUAGGAUGUGGAUAA